Dibothriocephalus latus is the source of this 504-nucleotide messenger RNA. NCBI's taxonomy places the organism in Eukaryota, Metazoa, Platyhelminthes, Cestoda, Diphyllobothriidea, Diphyllobothriidae. The record is from the annotation of a GenBank genome assembly.
AUGCUUUCUGCUGCCGCGACCAGCAUGGGUGAUUCUCUGAAGCCUUCCUCGUCGCCUUCAUUACCUCAUACGGACUGCAGAAAUCUGUCAGAUCAGCCUACUACAACAACAGCCACCGAUGUCCCUUCCAGCACUAAUCCUGCUGCCUCUGAACCUCUACAAAAGGCUGAAGCGGCACCGUCACAAAUCAGCGAGGCCUCACUCCACCCCGCCCCACCGGCUGACGAUAAUACCGACGUCCCCGAUUCCGCGGGGACAGAAUCCAAGGAACAGGUGAGGGCCGAUCAGGAGGCAAGACCUGAAGGUGAUGAGGACGAAGAUGAAGAUGCCGGGGACUCGGAAUUUGAAGUGCCUGCGGAUUCACGUGCAGAGGAGGAUGACGACAGUAUUGCAGCCGAUGAGGACAUUGCUGAUGAGGAGGAAGUCAACAGCCUCAUGCGUGUACGUUUGCCCAUGUCAGUUAACUCUAUUGUGUCACCUGCAUUUCUCUCAUUUUGCCCCCUG